Messenger RNA from Saprolegnia diclina VS20, 1147 nucleotides. RefSeq lists its product as hypothetical. Gene Ontology annotation, molecular function: hydrolase activity, acting on ester bonds. Lineage: Eukaryota; Oomycota; Saprolegniomycetes; Saprolegniales; Saprolegniaceae. The transcript has 6 exons. The record is from RefSeq and is a predicted model, not a curated record. Bases 13 to 1089 code for a protein of 358 amino acids. Gene Ontology annotation, cellular component: cytoplasm.
GACACAUUUGCAAUGCUCGCUUGCUGUUUGUUUUUGCUGGCGACGAUGGCUGGAGUCUUUGCCCAAAGCUUGCAUCCGCGCACGUCUCUCUCGGCGAGCGGCGCCAGUGCGCUCGACUUCACCGUCUUGCAGAUUGCCGACAUGCACUACACGGGCGAUUCGAGCUUCCGAUGCGGCGACCCGCCGCCGUGCACCGAGGCCAACACCACGGCCUUCAUUGAGGCGCUUCUCAAAAAGGUCAAGCCGGACCUCGUUGUCUUUACGGGCGACCAAGUCGAGAACCAUCUCCUCCAACACAACCUCUCGGAGGUCAAGACCGCCAUUGACGCGUCCAUUCGGCUCGUGAUUGCCCAUAAGGUGCCGUGGGCUUUUGUCUUUGGCAACCACGACGAAGGGGCGUCCAUGCCACGACGCGCCAUGUUCGACUAUAUGGCCCAGCAGCCGUAUGCGGUGGCCCGUCGCGGCCCGAAUGACGUCGGCGGCGUCGGCAACUACGUGCUCAACGUCACCGACACGAGCAACGCCACCGUCUUUCGCCUCUACUUUAUCGACACGCGAAACACAGACGAAGUGAUUGCGCCGGCGCAGGUGGCCUACCUCCGGGCAGCGGCACCGACAGCACCACUGGCGCCGGCCGUGUUCUUUCACCACAUUCCGCUGCCCGAGUACCAGCUCGGCUGGAUGGACAAGCUCUUCCACAAACACGUUGGGCACCGCGGCGAAACCAUUUCCAGCGGCCCCCAAGCCGGUGUCUUCAACGCGCUCGUCAAGAUGGGCGACGUCAAGGCGGCGUUCGCGGGUCACGACCACCUCAACAACUACUGCAUUUUGCGCAAGGGCAUCCAGCUCUGCUACGGCGGUGGCGUCGGCUACGGACAAGCGUAUGGCAACCCGUCGGUCGCCCGGGCCGCCCGCGUGAUCCAGUGGCGCCGAGACGACCGCGCUGAAACCAUCACAACGUGGCGCCAUCUCGACGACCGCGACGUGACCAAGACGACGCCCAUGACCUUGUACGCGUCCUCCUCUUCGACGCCAUACACCUUAGCUGCACUCCCGGUGGUGCUCGUCGCCAUUGUCCUGGCACUCUAGUGCCCAAUGUCGACGCACGUAUUUAUCACGUAAUACUAUCAAUAUUUCAACGAUCCAG